AUGCUCAUUUCAUCAGAUCCACAGCGUUAUAAAUUUCCUGUUACACCAUUGCAAAUCCUUACCAUCGUUUCCGAUGACAGACCGAAUGAUAUUGACAUAUCUAUUACUGAUCAAAAAGAGACAUUCUUCUGCUGUUUUAUACAACAAGUCGUUAAAUGGUUAGAAUGGUUUGACAAAUUUAUUGACAUUUUUCAGCAUGUCAUUGAAUGGCUUAGAGUACGCAAACUACAGAGAGCUGAGCAAUUGCUUAGUGAUAUACAUACAAUAAAAGAUGAUUCAAUGACCAACGUCAUUAAAGCGAAAACAGUCAUUCAAGAUAUUAUCGAUUUACUAAAACCUUUCAAGAAUCUUCACCGGCUUUGUUAUCUGCUAAAUUGUAUGAAUUCAUUUGAAAAUAGUUAUCCUGGAACUUUAACCAGUCAUGACCAAUGGAAAUCUCAUAUUGAAGAACUAAAACGAGUCCAUUCGAAUAAUACAUUCACAGUCGCGGCUAAUGCUAAAUAUGAACAUCCACACUCGAUCGGUGCUCGUCGAGUUGUUCACUGGUCACUUGCUUGUGAAAGACUUGAAUGCAACAUUAGUAUAGAAUAUCGAAUUAAUACACCUCGCACCAAGAGUUACAAUUGUUUUUCUAGGCAAAAAGUUCCUCUUGAUAAGAAAGUUUUAAAAGGUGAAUUUAAAACACAACGAAGUGGCAAUUUGGUAAUCACUAUUGAUAAUCAAACUGGAGGUGCUCCACGGACGAUUUGGUAUCAAAUAAAAACAAUGCAUUUUUCAACAUGCCAUCUGUUUGAUGGUUUUUUCUCUAUGCUUCGCCAACAGUAUUUCCAACAAUCAAAUGAAAAUAUUCAAGUCACUGAUUUAAGUGAUCUAAUUGAUAGAGCGUUCGAGUUUAUUGAUAGUCUUUUAAAUGGGGACAUCACUUUAGAAGACAUGGAAUAUCUUAAGACAGUUUUUCAUGAUAAAAAUAUAGAUGUUAAAGAAGAAGUCAAGAUAUUAUUUUCUAAUCGUUUAAUCGCAAACAAUAAUUGUCAAACAACGCUAACGACAGCAACAAACAUCACAUCACAAGGUCAAAAUGAACAAGAUAUUGAGCAAGUUUGCGAAUGGUUACGAACUUAUCAAUACUAUAGUCAUCUUAGUAUUAUAGCCGAUUGUGUACAAAAGUUUGAUAUUAUUUUAAAUAUUGAUCAAAACGAUGAAUCAAUUGAAAAGUUACAAGAAAUGAUUAAAAACGACAGCUGUUCUCUUAAAAAGAUCUCAGAAACAUAUAAAGAUCUUUAUGAACGUUUUGGAAAGUUAACGAAUCAUCAUUUGCAAUUGAUUAAAACGAUUACUGAAUGUUUUCAUGUCGUUCAAAUAUUGAAAAAAUUUGAUUUAUAUUCAACUGAAGGAUUACGGCGAUUUCUAGAAUUGCGCGAUAAUUUAACAACACAAUUUCAAUUACAAGAACGCAACAAUAUGAUUCUUAAUUCAUUGAUUAUUAGUUAUGCUUUAUGUGAACCCUUUGUUCAUCAAGUAGAGAAUUUAGAAGGAUUCGUAGAUAAUGUUGCGAAGUUAUCCAAUAUUGAUGAGAGUUCAUUGGAACAUAUUAAAGUUGUCAAUGAUAAUAUAAAAACUGUAAACAUGUGGUUAUCAGCAGAAGCAACAACAAUCUUGGAUAAUGCUCUCAUUACUAUGGAACAUUUAUACAAAACCGGUACAGUACAAAUUCACUUAAGAAAUCUAAUGAGCGAGAAAUCGUAUUUUGAAAUCGCAUAUUCAAUUGACACGUUAACAACAGAAUUCAGCAGAUCAAAUGAAUUCGAUUGCGACGAAAAAGAUAAAAACAUACAGAAGCAAGAGACAAUAAAAUUCGCAUUGUCAAUGGAUGAUAUUGAUGAUCAUAAACGUCAAUUAACAUUUUGUAAUGUUGAUCUAAAGCAAUAUAUGAUUGACAAAAAGAUUCUAUUAGAAGAACAAUUAAAACUAUUGGAUACAAUUGAAAAAAUUUAUUUCAUACUUUUAAAACUUGAAAAAGCUGGUCAUCCAAAUUUCCAAUUGAAAGAAUACAGCUAUGAUGUUUAUGACCGACCAGGUACAGUGAGCAAAAUAUUAUCCGAUCUGAAAAAUAAUGAAGAAGGUAGCGAACAAAAACUUAAACAAGAGAUUAGAGACCGAACGAAAUAUUUUCAAGCGAAAUUUACAAAAUUCGAAGCUGAUUACGACAUAUGGAUAAGAGAUCUAGAAAAAUUACGAUGUCGAAGUCCACUGUUACAAUUAUUUUCAAAUCAUCAAGUUAUGAUUAUGUUCAUUUUAUUGACAACUUCAGCAACAGAAAAUCAAGUUCAACAAAAAUUCUUAAAGAAAUUAUUUUCCUUGGACGAUCUUAGCAAAAAACAAGAGGAAAACUUUAAGUUAACUGUUCUCUGUUUAAUUCAUUAUUUGCAAUCAUUGAGAAUCAAAGAUUGUAAUUUAUCUAAUCCUAAUGUAAUCAAUCUUUAUAACAAAUAUAAAAUAGAAUACAAUCAUUCGAAAAAUGAAGAUCUACAAUCAGAAAACUUACAAAAAUUGUCUUCGUUUUUGGAAGAUUUUUUCAAUAAAGGAAAAGAAUUACUAGCAGAAAGUCCAGCAAACACUGAAAAUCAGCAAUAUCUCGUCACAUUAAAUUCUCCGGAACAAACAUCAGAUAAAGUUGACAUUCAGAAUGACUUUGACCUGGACACAUAUUAUAUUCUUUUAAAUAUUUUCAACGAUCGAUUGCCAGCUGAUUAUCAAUUACUACGGUGUUCUGUCGCAACAGAUGACGAUAUUCGCUUAUUUUUUUCACGUGUUCGAACUUUUCCACGUUUGACAUUUGCCGUCAUAGAUAUUGACAAACUGCAUCACCGACUUCGCGAGUUGGUGUUAAAUGAACAAGAUUCAUUAGCAAAACAAUCUGAGCGACACGGAACAAUUUAUUAUUUUUCAAGACAAUUAAUAUCGUUCAGAAAAGGUGUUCGACCAUUUUACAUACGACCGCAACAUCGAAAUUCUUCUCAUGCUUACUCACAAUUUACGACGUUACUAAGAAACAAUAAUUUGCCAUCGCCCCAAAUUCAAAUCAUAUGUGGAAAAGCUGGAAUUGGAAAAACUCAUCGCAUCAAAACAGCCUGCAACGAUCAUAAUACGUCAUGUGUAAGCAUUAAUGACAAAUUAAAUUUGUCAUCGUUGAUCAGUACACUGCUGUCAUUAGAAUCAAAAACGUCAAGUAAUCAACUAUCCAUCUAUUUUAAUAUUUCUAUUCAUGCAAAUUUUAAACAAUUGAAUCAUGCAUUUUUUUCUCUAUUUGUAUGCAAUUCAUUAAAUGAUCUUACUAGCGGUCUUACAUUUUCACCGUCCAAAGAAAAAUCAUGGAAAUUUAUUGUUGAAGUUCCCUAUGCCGAUAAAUACAGCACAACCAUUAAGACGAAUUUCGAUAGAAUAUUACCAAUACUCUCUAUUAUAUCGUCAAAUAAUUUCGAAGAAGUUACAGAUGAAAAUUACCAACUGUUCAUUGGCGAUGAAGAAAAACUUAUGGCAAAAUUUCUCAAAGCUUAUGAAGAUCAAACGAUUGAUCAAUUUUUAACACAAGAUCCGUUUGGCAAUGAGAAACCUGUGCAUUUCGAUCCAUUAACAGAUCAUAAUGAAUGUCGUUCUUACAUUUCCAACUGUAUUAAAAAAUACGCACCGGAGUUGCCAAGAAAUAAAAUCUUCGAACUCUCAUUUACUAAAUUUUUAUAUCGCCGGAUUCGAUUCUUUACCGGAUUUCACUUUUGUCUCAAUAUGACUACUGAACAUCUCGGCUCAACUGCUAUGAAGCAAAUGAUAUACGAGGCAAAACAUCUAACUCAAAUAAGUUUUCUUUCAAGCGAUUACCCUCGUAUUUAUCUUGUCUACGAUCCAGCAUUUUCACUACACAUAUUACACAAUGGCUGGAAUGCAGUUCCUUUAACAUUACAAGCUCUUUUCAGACAUGUCGAUCCACAAAAAAGACCAGAAUAUGGAGAUAAAAAUUAUUUUAUAACAUGUUUAUCCUGGCUAAUGGACAUUCCCUAUACUCUAUUCGAACGCAUAAUGAUUGACGCAAAUUUUAUUUUGACAGAAAAUUUUACGUAUAAACUUUUUCAUGUCCAUGAAAGAAAAUUAACAAAAUUAGCUCUUAUUAUUGAAGGUGAAACAGGUGUUGGGAAAACAUUUCUUCUCAAGUUCUAUUCAUUGCUACUCAAUGCCAACGUAGCUAAUAGUAAAUUAGAAGAUAAUCCUGCACCGAAAAUCCUUGAACGUACAAGUCGGUGGUUAUUAACACAUAUUAUUAGAGAAAUACGACAAAGUGAACCAAAUUUAUUAAAUCUAUUCCUUCAAGAAAUACAACCGGAGCUACUUGGUUUUGAAAACACCGGCGAAGAUGAUCCUACGAAUCAUCGAUUAUUAUCGGGAAUAGAAAAAUCCUUACUAAUCUCAGAUUAUAAGCAUGGUAUUUUACAAUAUAUAUGGGCAACAUUCAUUGGCAUCGCGCAUGAAAAUGCAAAUGAUGUUGCAAAAAAACUCCUGGUGGAAUUGCACGAAUUCGUAAUAUCAUUUUUAAGCGAGUAUCCAUUAAUUCAGCCUAGUCCCCAAUUACUUAAUUUACUAGAAAAAUCAUUUCUACCAACAACUGAAACAUCGAUUGAAAUUUUCAAUGAAUUUCUAACUCAGACGAGUAUUAAACCAUUAUUUUAUCGUCUUCUCUUACACCCUGGUAUAACGGAAGAACAAAUCAAAGAUUUUAUGCUUCCUAUUUCUCAAUUAGCUGAACAGAUGCCUAAAAUUGAAUUGGUCGUUUUUUUCGAUGAAGUUAAUACGUCUUCUUGUCUUGGCCUAUUUAAAGAAAUGUUCAUGGAUGGAACAUUACAUGGAAUUAAUUUACCGAAAAAUAUCUUCUUUACUGCAGCGAUUAACCCAUCAAUAAAUCCUAAUGGUGUUGCUCAAAAUCAGGCUAAAGAUGGUUUUCAAGUUCAUCGUCUUGAUUAUAUCGUUCAUGAACUACCACAAUCACUAGAUAGUCUCAAAGUUUCUUAUGGAAUAUUGGAUUCGAAUACAUUAAAAGAUUAUGUCAAACAAAAAAUAGCAAAAUUCACUGUUGCCUCAACAGGCGACUCCACUAAGAAAUUACCAUUGAUAAAAUAUGUACAAGAAAAGUUUACUCAAUGUAUUCUCGAAGCACACAGAUUUUGUGAACAACGUCUCGGACGAAAUUCUGUAUCACAAAGAGAAAUCCAAAGAUGUUUCAAUCUAAUUGACUUCUUUUGGAGCAAGAAGAAUGAAAACAAUAAUGAUGACCCGGAUCCCAUACCAUGUAUUGUUUUAGCAUUAGCGUUACUUUAUUAUUUUCGACUUCCAACAACCGAAGACAAUGAACAACGAAACGAUCGUAGUACACCAUCACGUGAAGAAUUCGGUGAUGUUCUUUCUAAAUACAUACCGGGCUUUGUUGAAAUUAUUCAAAACGAACUUGAACAGUUCGUGAAUACUGAUCAUUUUGUUAUUCCACAUGGAGUAGCUGUUAAUCAAGCCAUUCGCGAACAUAUUUUUUCAAUUGUCAUUAGUAUCGUUACUCAAAUACCAUUAUGCAUAAUCGGUGCACCAGGCAAGUGUUUUCCAAAGAAUAUUUCUAGAUUCGAUGAACAAAAACAUUCACUUCUAGGUCAAUCGAAAACACUUUCAUUUCAAAUCGUUUUACAAAACCUACAAGGUUCACAAUUAUCAGCAAAAGAAUUUUGUAAACAUUUACCAGCCAUCGAUCCAUUCUUUUGCCUUGGGUCGAAAUAUAGCCGAUCUGAAGACAUUGCAGCUAUAUUUGAACGAGCUAUCAAACGUGAACAACAAUACAAGCAAAAUCGGAUUGACACAAGAUGUGUUGUUUUCUUGGACGAAGCCUCGCUGCCCGACGAGAAAAAAAUGGUAUUAAAAGUGUUACAUCCUUAUUUGGAUGAAUGUAAAGUAGCUUUUGUAGCCAUAGCUAAUAAAUCAUUUGAUGCUGCUAAUGCCAAUCGAAUGCUUUGCAUAUAUCGAUCUUUACCAUCGCAAGAUGAUCAAAAAACAUUGGCAUACGGUUGCCUUGGUUUGCCAACCGGACAUGAACAACAAAAUGUUAACAGAAAUCUCGAUAAGAUAAUAUAUGGCCUGUGCAAAGGUUAUCGCCGAGUACUUUCUAGUGAAGGAAUUCCGAAAAUUUUUCAUGAUCGAGAUUUUAUCUACAUGUUAAGAGAACUACGCUUUGAAUUACCAACAACAAUAACAAACGAUGAAGAGACGAGUAUUGGCAUUAUAAAACCGAUUAGUUUACUGCGUGCUCUUGAAGAAAAUUUUAAUGGAAUAAAACGAAACGAAUUUAAAGAAUUAGUGGAGAUCUUUUUUAAAGCUGUUCAAGAAGAAUCUGCUAAUUUUUCUUUGCCAAUUGAAGCACGACAACGAAACAUUUAUCGUGAUAUUCCUACUACUUUGCGAGAUUCGAUGAAACUCGAUUCGAAACGCCGUCGUUUGUAUGGUCGUUAUAAAUUAGUUAUUGAUGAAUCGGAAGACGAAAGUGCUAUAAAUCUUUUACUACAAACAGGCAUUCUAGAUUCCGAUCCUACACGAACAUCGAUCUUUCGAAUGUCCGAUUUUCCGGAUGAUAUUAAUAAUGAAUUACGAAAUGUGGAAGUAUUGUCCACGAUCAAACUAUGCAUGGAAACAGGAAGAACAAUUGUUAUGAUAAAUACAAGUCGAAUUCAUGGUUCGCUCUAUGAUGUUUUCAAUCAAAAUUUUUCAAUAAUGGCCACAGGUGAUACGAGAAAGAUCUUUUCAAAGGUUGCAAUUGGACCGAAAACAAUUGAUGUUGCUGUCCAUGAAGAUUUUCAAUGUAUUAUUCAUGUUAAACGAAGUGAAUUCGAAAGUAUUCCAGCCCCUUUUCUGAGUCGUUUUCAAAAAUAUUCGUUGAGUAUCAAUGAUUUCUAUCGUAUUCGUUUACAUAAACUGCCUGGCAACGAACAGGUUAUUAUGAAAAACGUCGAAGAGAAAGUUUCAUCAUUUAUUGAACAUUUCGGGCGAAAUUAUUUUUAUGGUCUCAAUGAAAGUACUCUUUAUUCAUGUCUUCUAUCAUUAAUUAAGAUCCAUGAGAAUGAAGAGCAUUCUUUAUUGAAUAUACACCAACAUUAUACACAAUUGACCGUUAGACUGAAAUCGUUUAUUGAACAAAAUCCUACUAAUACUGAACAGUGUCUUGUGAGAUUCGUAUUAUCGAAAUUAGUUCAGCUUGUUUCGCCUGAAUCAAUCAUACUGAAAUUGCCAACAUUUGAAGAGAAAGUGAAACAAUGGUUAUGUAAUUUAUAUUUUCAACACCAAGAGCACUUUAAUUUUGGAAAUUUCAUUGAACAAUUAGUUUCAAAACAAUUUCUCAAUAUUGACAACGACUUACAUCCAUCAUCGGAACAUCAAAUGGUACAAAAUUCCCUUCAUACAACAACAACAACAACAACAAAAGUGAUCAUAUUCACACGAACAUCAUCCUACGUAAUUGGCCUGAACGAAAAAUCAAAAAAUGAAUUAUUUACUACUAAUAAUAAUGACGAUGAAACUUCUAAUUAUAGUAGACAAAUCGACAUUAUAAAUUUGAACACAAUUGAAAAUUCAGUUGAAUUAUAUCAUAGAUUCAACACCUAUGCCGACGAUACUGAUAAAAAUGUUUUAAUGGUCAUUAUCGAUGGUCGAAACGGACAACAACGUUCACAUAUUCCUUUUGUUCGACAACUCAUUGAUAAAACAGAAUCUUCUUACAAUACGAAUCAUUGUUCAGAACCGAAAUAUUUUCUUGUGCUGGUCCAUUCAUCAACUCAAGAUUUAUAUCAUCAAUCAUGUUUUCCAUCGAUAUUUUUGCACAAUUGGGAAUUUUAUUUCUUCGAUACUUGUACACCAGGUAGUGCAUUUCAUCUUCAAAAAAUGUUACGAAUUAUUUUAUCAUCAUCUCUUGAUGAUCAACAAUCGCCGAAUGUUGACAAUGUUCUUUGCGAUUUGAAUAUUCUCUUUGAAGAUUCUCUAUGGGAUUUUUGUUCUCGAAUUCAGCUUCUUCUCCCUGAACUAUCAGAAAACAUGUUUAAAAAUGCGAAAGCCCAUGAAUUUUAUAAACGUCAAACGAAUACGCUGCGUCGCGUCAAAUGUCUUAAACAUAUUCUUCAACAAUCGAGACAAUUGCAAAAACAUAUUCUUGAUAUUUAUCAUAAAUAUUUGUUAAGAAAAGAAAAUUCUUCGAAAAAGAUCUAUAAUUUAAUUCAGAAAAUCUCAAAAGAUAUUUUAUGUGGUCAACGUUUCGAUGGUCUCAUUGAUUCAAUUCAAUCUCAAACACGAAAUUCAUUUACAAAUUUUGUUUCAAACAUUUUCAAAUUUAUUGUCAACGAUUACGGAUUAGAAACAAUACCUAAAUUAUCAGCUAAUAAUAAAAUCUACGAUUCAUUAUUAAAUUUAAUUGAUUAUCAAUCAUUUUCUGCCGACAAUGAGAACGAUAUAUUUUCUUCGUCAACAACGCGGGGAAUAUUUCAACUUAGUAGUCAUUAUUCGUGUAUACCGCAAACACCAUUGUAUCAUCUACUUCAUCAACGCGUUAAAAAACAUGUAGACAAUAUCAAAGAAACAAUAGCUCAUGAAUUAGUAAAACAUCAAGAUAAUGAAGAUGAUCUACGUCGUGAUUAUUAUGAUGCUCCACCACAGGUAACGACUGCGAAUUAUAACAAUGCAAAUGAGACUGAAAUUGCUCAGUAUACAUUUGAACAAUAUCGAAUUAAAUUAAUUGUUUCUAUCUUGAAUGAUAACGUGUUAACUGGCGCAAUCUGUCAACAUAUUGUUCAUUCCUAUUCCACUGAUCUUAUUCGAACAUUUUGUAGCAUAGCCGAAAAUAACUUUGAUUAUGAUCUUGCUCAGUGCCAACAAGCAGUUGACUUUGUUUCGCGUUGGCUGUUACUAAUCGAUGAUAACGAUCGUCAAUCAUUAGAAAGUUAUCUUAAUAAAGACGUUUGGCAUCUUGCCAACGUUUGCACAUCCUUUGAAUACGAACAGCACGAUCUUAUUUCGAUGUAUUCAGCAUUUCGAAUUAUCAAUCUUAUCAGUCCUGCAGAUUCUUCGUAUGAUCAUUUAUUUGACGAAGAAAAUAUUACACGAUCUAAGUUACGCGAAAAAUUUUUCUAUUCAAUUUUCAAUUAUUUAUGGGAAAAUCUUAAUCGAUUAAAUACAAAUGAUGAAACAUGGAUUUAUGCUUAUACAUUUAUUUCCAAAUAUUAUCCAUCGGAGAAAGUUCUACGCGGUUUACAAUUAUCUGAAAUAAAAAAUCGAAUUGAAUUUAUGAAUUUGGCUUAUUUAAUAUUUUUAAACGAUACACUAGUUAAACCACAUGAAUUAAUAUCGAUUUUACUCAAGGAAAUAAACUUUAAUUGGUCAUCGGUUUGUUUAAAAUUACUACCGACUAUUACAGAUAUCAUUGGUCGAUAUUUGGAAACCAAAAAUAUCGCUAAUUCAACAUUAUUCAUUGAUCUUCAACAAUGGACAUUAACAAUCUUAAAAUCAACAAAACAACCUUCUCAACAGGAUGUUUAUUUCCUAUUCAAAUAUAUAGAUCAAUCAACUUGUCGAUUGUCUUUACAAAUGAAGCAAUAUCUAUUCGACGAAUUAAUUAACAUAUGUCUUCAGCUUGAAGAUCGAAGGAAGAAAUGUUUCGAUCUAUGGGAUCGAUUUAAAAUCAUUCCGCAUCUACUUGAAUGUGUAUCAAAUGUUGAUCAUGCUGAAAAUUAUAAAAUACCUUUUCAUCCGUCAAUAAUUUCUGAUGACGAUGCUGAGAUGCAAGCAAGGCCGAUUUUAUUUGAUUUAUAUUUCUUUAAUCUAAAACGUCAAAUGACGAAUGAAAACAUCACAGCAAGUCUUGCCAAUAAGGGAAUGCUAUUGAAGUUGCCAACAAUUAAAAACACACGUUCAAUGCCUAUAGGAGAAAAUCUUUUCAAGCAAUCAAGAGAUUAUCUUCGAGUUAGAAUGAUUGCUUUGCUAUUAUGUGAGAAUAAAUUGAACUAUGGCGAGAUGAAUGAUGUCAAUAGUAUCAUGUCAGCAAUCAUAGAUGAAUUUUUAUUCAUUGACGAACAGCCGACACAGUUUAAUGAUCAUCUUCAACUGUUUCUAUCGACAAUCAUAGAGAAACGAUCAUGGAAUUUUCUUUUAAAUUUAUUAAGAUCUGAAAGUAUUCAACAUUUGAAUAGCCGAUGGGCGACAAUUUUAUAUGAUUUACUUGAGCUGAAACAAACACAGAAACAAAAUAAAUAUUUACAAUAUUGCCAUCAGAUACAAUUUACGUUAUCUUCAAAAAAUGAUUCAUCCAUAUUUCCAAGACUUCAUGUGCCCUAUGAAGAGCUGAGAAAAAUUAUUGAUAUUUGUCUUGAAAGUGAGACUGAAGACAAUCAAUGGGACAUUUUAUCAGAGUGGAUUCAAUCAAAACUUGAUUCGGAUUCAGUUCCUUUAGAAUUAAAAGAAAUCAAGGUGAUGUUAUUAUUAGUGAUUUACUACGAAUAUUAUUGUUAUAAUCAAUUAUCGAUCAUAGAUUCUUUGUUAGAUUUAAUUGAAAACACUUUAAAAUUAUCAUCUGUCGAAUUACGAUUAUUUCGUGUUUUUAUAAGACCCGAGCAAUUUAUGAUUGGAUACGCAAGCGAUAAUGAUGAUAAAAAUUUCCUCAAUGAUUUAUUCAAACUUGAUUCUAAUGACGAAUUCGAAUUAAGUUUACGCCACAUGCUUGUGAAUCUUGUGGCCAUGGUUUUACUAGGUGGCAAAGAAUCGUUUCUUUGGACAUUUAUGUUUCAACCGUUGACAUUACAAAAUACAUUUGGAUUUGGGUCAACUACACGGCAUAUAAUUCAAGCAAACAGUGUUCACUAUGAUUGUGGCUGUAUUAUUUCACAAAAUGGUGACUUAUUACAAUUCUCACAGAGAGGAGACACCAGCGGAUUGAAUGUACCAGCCGUUUAUGUUGCCUUUUUUUCGACAUUUGGUGCAUUGGCGUGGCAUCUUUUAUUAUUUGAUGAAUCUGUUCAAAAUUUGCACGGACCAAUUCUUGCACCAGGAGCUAUUGCUACUGACGAACCAGCCCAUCGGCUUGCCGGUCGAAGUAUUCGCGCGAAAGUUUGCCAUUUUGUCUGCAGUAGAUUAUUAUCAACAUUUCACUUUUUGUCCAUUCAAUUGAAUCAAAAUGAUGCUUGUAUUCUUCUAACUCGUUGUUUUGAACGUAUGGCACAUCUUUCGACGCAUAAAAAUUCAUGGAUUAAGUCUGUAUACAGAACUAAUGAUGCUGAAAUUAAAGCUGAACAAGAAUAUAAAGAUCAAGUAUUUUAUUUUGUUUAUAAUAAUCUAGUUGAAUAUAAAUGGCACGUCAAUGAAUUAAAUCUACAAUCACAAAUUCAAAGGAAUCUACAAAAUUUUACUGAUCAUAUGCCUAUUGUUCUUCAGUUUACACAUUUUAAAACAGAAUUAAAUCGUCUAACAGAUUCAAAAGUAUCACUUAAAAUUUUACAAAAUACUCUCAGUUCUUUACCGUUUUUAAAAAUAACAACAUUAAUAUACGAUCUUAGUCAAUUCUAUCGUCUGUUGCAUCAAACAUAUGCAAAAUUAAUUGAACGAAAUGAAUUUUUAACAAUAACGUUACAACAAUUGUAUGAUCGAGGUCAAAUAUAUUACAAUAGUUCUUAUCAGCAGCAAGAUCAAAAUGAGGAUAAAACACACCGGUCUAUUAUUGAAAAUGGAAUUAAAGCUGUUAACGAGUAUCAUCAGUUUUCUGAUGGUUUUAUUCGACCGGGUGCUUGUGAUGAAACACAACGUUUUUCAAUCAUCGGAUGGCAAACGCCGGUGAAUUAUUUAAUUACCAAUGAAAAUCAUGACGAAGGAGAUAUUGUUAUGCGUAUACUCAGUGUCCUAGUUGAUUAUCACAACAAUUUAUUAGAAUUGAUAGAGAACGAAUUGGAUAAAAAUCAGAAUGCUAUUGUGGGCCCUUUGAAAACUUUGAUCAAGAAAUUAACAUCAAAAAGUGUUUCGAUUUUGCAAGUUGCAAAUGAUCGUACUGGUGUUAUUAAUUUGAACGAUGAAGAUUGUCUAUGGAUCGAACAGUUGUCCCAAGCAAGUGUUAUUAGUAAUGAAAAACAAUACUUUAUUACAGCAGAGUCUCGAUUAUCGUUCGAUUUUGUCUAUGUUCAAUCGCAGAUUAUUCGAACAUAUCUUCUGUAUUGUCGCAUUAACUAUAGUCAUAUUAUUCAAAAAUAUCAAUUUCUGACAAACAGAAUAAAAACAACAACAACAGAUAAUGAAAGUUUAGAUCUCGAAGAAAAAUAUUUAGUUCGAUUAAGUGAUGAACAACUCGAAAAUGAAUGGAGCUAUUUGAAAGAUAUUCUAUUACAUAAACUUUAUCACGCCCAUAAACUUCUAAGACAGAUAGCAUUGACAUUGAAAACUCAUCAGAACGAUUUCUCAUUGAGUUAUCUUGUUGAAUUUGUUCGAACGACUGAUAAAGAUAAUGAUCUUCUUCAACAAUUAGAACAACUUGAAAUCAGAGAUUUUCAAUUACGUUAUAUUGAUCAUGUUAUCGAAAUUUAUGGAGGAUCUAUUAGUGGAUUUCAGCAUUUGUUCACCGAUAUACCACCUUUACUUCGAGUUCGAAUUGAUCCUCAAUUAAAUGACGAACUUAUUCAACAAUUAAAUAGCAACAUUCUUGGCAUCGAUUAUAACAAUGAUCUAGAAAAAAUUCAGAUGCAAAUUCAAACAAUCACAGAAUUUCUCAGUGAAUUGAAAACAAUUGAAGAUACUCUUCAACAACAAUCUACUCAACCAUUGGUUCAAACGUGUGGAUAUCUAGAAAUUGCUAAUCCAAUACUUUCAUGGAUACCGGAUAAAAUAAAAUGUGAAAAUUAUGUUGAACUUUACAUUCAUUUGAUACGCGCGAGAUCAAAACUGCAAGAACAAAAGUUAAAUAUCGAAGAACAAAAAAUGAAAUUAUGGGAAGAAAAUUCUAAUUUCGAAGAUCAACAAGGAAUUCGCUUGCAUCAACAAUAUAUAAAUCCACAAUAUGAUAGACAAAUAUCCAACGAUCUUGAAAAUGAAGAUAUUCAAUCUACACCUUUGAUGACAAUACAUUUAACAGCAGUACCAUGUUUGUCAUCAAUAUUUUCUCAGCAAAUACAUAAAUAUCGAGAAGAAUCAGUGGCGCUGGAACCAGCCAUUGUAGCUAAACCACAAAAAUAUUUUAUUACGCAUCCAAAUGGCGAGUCAAAACCUGUUCUAUGGAAAAGAGAAGCUAUUUGCGAACAAUUUAGAAAAUUAUUUGAUGGAAAGCAAUACGAUUAUGAUUCAUUGGUUGUAGUCGAUAAAAAUGAAAUGUUUUUUGAUUUUACCAAGGAUAAUUAUCGUUUAUCAGAUCCAUCAAUUUUAGAAUAUCAUAUCAUUGAAAAACAGCUAUUGAUUCAAACUCAAAUACAUUUUCGAACACAAGUCUACGAAUAUCUGGCUACAUCUAAAUGUACUAUAUCAACAAUUAUUCGUCAUUUUAUUGAUAGUCAACAAUUGAGAUCGUUAUCAUCAGAUAUUAUUCUAUGUUUCUUUGAUGAAUAUGGCAAAUGUAUUGACGAUAAAAUCAUCAAUCAUUUUUGCAUAGAAGAGUCUAAGACAAUUUCAAUUUUUGUGACCGAAGAAACAUUGGAUGGUAACGCACUCUAUGAACUUGCUUGCCAAUACAAAAAAGAUGAAACCCCGAUGAUAGAUUUGUUUUCUUCAACAACAAAAUGGCAACAAAUAAAACUUUGGUUAAAAACUACAAUAGAUCCUUCUGUCGAUGACUAUGUGUUUUUUAUGAGAGAGAAGGAAAUAGUUAUUGAUGAUGAUCGAAUUCUUUCAACGACAACAACAGAAUCAAUGAUAAUCGAUGUAAUAAAUCGAAAUAGCCUGAGAAAAGUUAUUUUAACAUUCGAAACAAAUAAUCAAACUGUUGACGUGUUAAAAUCAAUGAAGAUUUCGUCGUUAUUAAAUUUAUUGGGUAUAUCUUCUGGUGAUUGUGUUCUUGUAUUGACAGGUGAAAAUGAACUUAAAUUAAUAAAAGAUGAUUUAGAAAAAUCUGUUAGUAAUUAUUCAAGCAAUGAAAAUGACGUACUUCAUUUGCAAGUAUUAAUCUCAAUUCAAAUAACAAAAUAUGAUGAUAAGGAAAACAUCAAUAUACCUUUGUCAAAUAGAAAUAUAACUAUUGAACAAUUAUUAAACUUAACUGAAAAAUCAAUCGAUGUUUACAAAUAUUUAGCAACGAAUGAUACGAAAAAAAUUAUUAAUUCUAAUGAAAAACUUUCAAAUUUAAAUCAAACUAAAUUUAUUCUUGUGCAAGAAAAUGAAACUUGUGUGGUAUCUAUUAAGAAAUCGAGUAAUAAUCUACAACAACGAUUUAUCGUUUUCGCUACACUAGCUGAUGUUUAUAAAGAAAAUAUUUUGGAUCAAUAUCUUAUGUAUUCAAAUGAUUUUGUACCAUCAAAAGAUAUUCAGUUACUAUCAUUUAAGUCAGAAUCAUCAAUUCAAUUUAUUGCUAUCGAUGAAAAUUUACCCAUUACUGUUACUGUACAAAAUGAUGAAGCGCAUAUGUCGAUUCAAUUUAAUUGUGAUCAUUCAAUUACAGUUGAACGUCUCUAUGCAAUUGCAUGUCAACUAUUUUGUUUGAACAAUGAGUAUUAUCGUUUAACUAUGGAAGACGUUGAGUCAAUCGACGGCGAUGUUUCUCUAAAAGAUAUUGAUGAAAAUAUGAGUGAAAUUAGUUUUAAAAUAGUAUCAAUAGCCUCUCAAUAUUGUUCGAUCAAGUACUUGAAUCAGAUCAUUCGAUUGCCCUGUUGCCGAGAUACAUUGGUAAUGGCCAUAGUUAAAGAAGUACUACAGAAAUUAGAUAAAUCAGUAGAUAAUGUCAAGAUAUAUGAUUUGAUAGCAUUGGAUGAUGAUCAAACAGAAAUCGAUUUCGAUUAUGUAAUAGAUGAUGUCAUUGGAUUGUUUCCAAAUGGUACAACAACAAUAUCACUGGAAUUGAAGAAGAAAAAAUGA
Messenger RNA from Rotaria socialis, 15093 nucleotides. NCBI's taxonomy places the organism in Eukaryota, Metazoa, Rotifera, Eurotatoria, Philodinida, Philodinidae. The record is from the annotation of a GenBank genome assembly.